Scophthalmus maximus (turbot) is the source of this 4670-nucleotide messenger RNA. RefSeq names its product nuclear receptor coactivator 7 (gene ncoa7b). The transcript is spliced from 17 exons. Gene Ontology annotation, biological process: regulation of transcription by RNA polymerase II; response to oxidative stress. Lineage: Eukaryota; Metazoa; Chordata; Actinopteri; Pleuronectiformes; Scophthalmidae. The record is from RefSeq and is a predicted model, not a curated record. Gene Ontology annotation, cellular component: nucleus. Bases 664 to 3036 code for a protein of 790 amino acids.
UUUUAUGGACAAUUUGGCGUCUUAGGGCAUCGUCGCGCUCCGGAAUUUCGCCUCAGCGUUUUGUCCAGUUCAAACGUAGAGGAGUGAUUUGUUUUAGGAGGCCGGGUUAGCGGACUGGGCCGAGUGUGAAACCCCUCACCAGCUCCCCCAGGUUGCUAUUGUCUUGAAAACAAAGUGGCUAGCAGCAGCUAGCAUCGUUAGCAUCAGCUGUGUUGUCAGCUGGGGGGGGGGGGAGACUGGACCUUGUCCGCCGUUCCUUGUUUUGUUUGCACGGACCUGGUGGUGGUGGCGCGGACGUAUUUGUCAUCAGCGCAGCUGGAUGUUUGUCGGGUUUUUUAAGGGGGGGGGACUGCUCGGACUGCUGCACCGUCAGUAGAGACGGAAAUCUGCUCGGUGAUCCCGGUUCAUAGAGGAACCCCCUCUGAGCACGCUGCUGCUACAAUCUGACGAGUAGCUCGCUAGGUGGACUAAACGUGGCUUCACAUUUCGGUCUCUUCCACUGUGGACCCGGAACAAGGGCGAGAGCACCGUGUGAGAGUGGUGGUUUUCCCUCAGUUGUGUCUUCCAGGCUUGGACACUGAGUGGGUGGGUCAGUGUGUGUGUGUGUGGUAGAAGUUUGUAUGGAUGGGGCUUGACUGCAUGCACAUUUAGGACCCCGGCCUGAUGGAGAAGAGAGACAGAAAGCCGGGAUACUUUGCCAGGCUGAAGAGGCGGCGACAGCCCAAGCAGAGCCAGUCGGACAAGAAUGUGAACGAGCAGAGCCCGGCGAUCAUCUCCUGUCCAGACGUCCCAACCGACGCUGACCCCAACAAGAAGACAGACCCACAGCGGACGACGACGACGAAACCGCCCACAGGCUCGGACGAUGGCUGUAAGAGCAGCAAUCAGACCAAGAGGGAGAAGAGGCGACCACCAGGCACAGUGGAGUUCAUUGUGGGACCUCAUGAUUCGCUCAACAGCAUCGCCCUCAAGUUCAACGUCACCCCAAACAAACUGGUCCAGCUGAACAAGCUGUUUUCCCUCAGCGUCUACCCCGGACAGAAGCUGUUUGUCCCCGAUGUGAGCCAGUCAGACGCAGACUCAAAGCCUCCGAGUUCCUCCAGUCCCAAACUCUCACACGGCCUGUCUGAGAAACCGUCACGUGAUGGCAUUUCAAACAGCAGGUCAGCAAAGUCCAUCCGGCGUGAGUUCUCCCCAAACUCGGAGGACGAGAGCCCGUCAACGGUGAAAUUCAUCAAGAUGAGCUGCAAAUACUUCACCGACGGCAUGGGAGUGGUGGGCGGCGUGCUGAUUGUGACGCCCAACAACAUCAUGUUCGACCCGCACAAGUCGGACCCGCUGGUGAUCGAGCACGGCUGCGAGGAGUAUGGCCUCAUCUGCCCCAUGGAGGAGGUCGUCUCUGUCGCGCUGUACAACGACGUGUCGCGCAUGAAGCUCAAAGACGCCCCGCCAUCAGACCGACCCGAGGAUCUGUGUCCUGUGUACAGGCCAGGUGAGUGGGAGCAGCUGCCAUCGGAGCGGGACCUGAACCCUUUCAGCCGCUACGAAGCUCUGGAUUCAAAGCGACCCAUCGUCUUGGAUGACAUUGAAUCAACUGUGAGCACAGAGGGAGAUCAGACCGACAAAUCUCCGUCAGACGAAGGAUUCACAGAGUUGGAGCCUACUGUCAACGUGAGCACUGAAGAAACAGAGGGAUCGUCCUCUAGAACACCCAGCAGGGACCGACAGACUGUCCCAGUCGCCAAGUCGACGCUCGAUCAAACUAAAGGGAAGCUUAAUGACGAUGAGGAAGAUGAGGGUGUAGCUCAGAACAGCUCCCUCGAGGACGGAGAGUCGAUGCAAUCCUCCUCACAGACUGAAAAACCGGGCAACUCGCACGACAAACCUACAAGCCGAGAGGUAACCAAAGAUAUCGAACCCAAAGGGACAGAGGAGCUGCUGAACGGUGCAGACGAUAAAACACUCAGUCUGCCGGAGGCUGUAGAGGUUCUUUGUAGCUCUAGUCUGAAGUGCCAAAGCCCAGAGCUACCGGCAGAGGGGGACGAGCUCAGCGAGGAGGAGAGACGGAAGAAAAGCUAUGAAGCAGAGGUGAAGUCGUGGCUGAUGGAGAGGAUGCAGGCUCCAAUAGAAGACAUGCUUUUUUCAUCAGAGGAGAGGAGUAAAAACCCUCCGAUGUUCCUCUGUUUCAAAGUGGGAAAGCCCAUGAGGAAGUCCUUUGCUACUGGGAUGACCUCCAGUCCUGCCCACACCUUCGGGAGCCGUGGGAAGCAGCCAGAGUACUGGUUCGCCGUGCCACAAGAAAGGGUGGACCACCUGUAUGCAUUUUUUGUGCAGUGGUCUCCGGAUGUGUACGGGAAGGAGGCUCGAGAGCAGGGCUUCGUCGUGGUGGAGAAAGACGAGCUGGACAUGAUCGAUAACUUCUUCAGUGACCCUGCAUCCUGCAGCUGGGAGAUCAUCACCGUUGAUGAGGCGAAGCGCAGGCAGAGCUUUGGCAGCUAUGACGGAGACCUGUCUGUGGACACACUGCCCAUACUCAGUGAUACCAGUGACCUGCUGCAGGACACACACAUUGAGAAGCUUGCCUGUCGCCUGCCAGCCCGUGUGCAGGGCUACCCCUGGGGCCUGGCCUACAGCACCGUGAAACACGGGACCAGCCUCAAAACUCUGUACAGAAACCUGGCAACGGUGGACAGUCCUGUGCUGCUGGUCAUCAAAGACAUUGACAAUCAGAUGUUCGGGGCGUUUUCGACUCACCCCUUCAGAGUUAGCGAACACUGCUACGGCACAGGAGAGACGUUCCUCUACAGCUUCUGUCCUGAAAUCAAGGUGUACCGCUGGACGGGGGAGAAUUCUUACUUUGUGAAAGGCAAUACAGAUUCUCUGCAGAUGGGAGGAGGAGGGGGUCAGCUGGGCCUGUGGCUGGAUGCUGAGCUGUACCGAGGCGCCUCCACCAAAUGCGCCACCUUCAACAACCAGCCGCUCGCAGCCCGGCAGGACUUCAUCAUCCACAGUCUGGAGGUCUGGUCGUUCGAGUAGCCUCACUUGCUCUGUUCCACUAACGACAACAUUCACGCUCUGCUCUGCUCCGCUCCACGACCUCAAACCUCCAGACACCCACCAAGUCAAUCAUGUGCCACUUGGAGGCGAACCUAGCUACCCCACAGUUACACUAAAUAUUCUGCGAGAGAGGACAAGAAGCUGCCUGUGGAGUUCUCAUGUUGACUGAAAAGCUGUUCAGAAACGUUAAAGUCGUGCGACGCCUGUUUUGACACGGGUUUGACCUGCACGGUAUGUCAGCCAUUUUAUGUCGAAUUCAUCCUCCCCUCAAAGGUGGAAGUGUGUGAAAAAAUGCCGUGGUCUCACUCCAUCGGCUGCCUUAGACAUGCGACCACGGCCCCAGCUUUCCCAGCAUGCCGACUGCCUUUACCAACCUGAGCUUAUGAGGAGGGAGGGAAGAAAAGAAGGCUGCUGGUGAGGAUAAAAAGAGCUGAUUUGUAGUGUGUGUGAAAGAAUAAAAUAUUCCAUAUUACUGUAGUAUAAUGCAGAAAUACUGGUUGACACGUUUUAAUGUUUGGGAAUGUACAGGAUUAAGUACUGAAGACGGAAUAGUCUGUCCUUUAAUUUUUUUAUUUUUUUUUUAAACAACAAAAUGAACUUGAAACUUGAAGAAAAAUGGAAAAUGCCAGGAAGGAUUUUAGAUCCUCCACGAUAAAGUUAACUUUUAAUACGCGAAAUGCAGCAAUUGUUUACAAAGGAAGUGUUCAGUUUUAGCUGAACCGAACGAGCAUUGCAUUUUCUCAUUUCAUUAUACAAAGUUUUUGUUCCCCAGUAAAAUUCCAAAAGCAGCGAUAAAGCCAGGACCGUUUGUGAUGACCAAAUAUGUUCUAAGUUUAUUUCGUGUUUGUCAGUUAGUCAUAUUUUAUAAAAGAUUUUAGAUUUUAUUUUUACAUUCUGUCUUUAUGAAUGUUUUUUUUAAUGGUUCUUCUUUUUAAAAAAAUGUAUUCUUUAAACAUUUCUGUUUCUGAUUGGACCCAACAAGCACUAGAAACGCCUCUUUGUCAGCAUUGAAUUCAUGUCUCAUGCUGAUCUUUUUUUUUUUGUUUUCCAUUUGUGGUCAUUGUUGAGAGUUGCUGCCAGUAGAGUUUUAAUAUGAUGUGACUUUGCACUACAGGAUUCAUUAAUUGAAAUGUAAUCAUUCAUUUCUCCAAUGUAAAAUUUGUUAUUGAAUGUUGUUUAAUCAUCACUAUGGGAGGGAUGCUGCCUCACCACAGGUCAGCCUCUGCUUUACACAGAAUUGGGUGGAAAAGGGAUCAUCUGUUUUUGCACUCUAAUAUGCCACUAACUAAAAAUUCAUAUCUACUAACACGGAAAAAGAAAUGUAUCCUAUGUAGCUGAGACGGGCUUGUAGUGCAUGAAUAUGGAAUACUGAAGAUGUCUGACACCAUCGUUACAAUAGUCUACCGGCCGUACUAUUCACUAACGCCAACUAUCUCAUCAUGUGAAAAUGAGCUCUAUUGCCUGUAGCCUGUUCAGUGUUGUUACUGUGAAUGCUCUCAAGUAUUAUUUCUUAUGAAUCCAAAACUGCUGUGUACUGUGACAUCACUAAGGAUGUAUUUAUUGUGUUGUUAUGGCACCCACAUUUAAACUUAAAUAAAUGUUAUAUAAACACA